CAACGUUGUAUUUUUGUUGUCAAAUAUUGGUUGGGAAAUGACCAAAAUUCGAUGGUCAAAUCAACGUCAGAACCCGACUGUGGUGGGCGUGGCCUGCGCACCUACAGCGAAGCGGGGUGUGGCAGAACCGGCUUCGAGAUUAGCGACAGGUGAGUGGAUGACACAGCUGAAAGUGUUUGUCUAAUCACCUGUCGCUCUGUUAAAGGCAGCAGUCGGGAAGGAGAUUGGAUUGGUUGGCGGUGAAGCACGAGCACGAGUGAGACAAAGACUGACGAGGACAAAUGCUGAAAAGCACCAAGACGUUAUUGAAAAAUGUGACAGUCGCUUGCUGCCGUGCGGGUUCCCAGGACCAUCAAGGAAGGACAUCUCGCUUGAGCAGGUGUGAUGCUUUGCUGGCAUCGUGGUGCGGGUUGGUUCUCUCAAGGAUGCAGUCGGAUUGGACACAGCGUGAAGACUGCAGAGUGCUGGGUCGCCCGCUGCUUCCCAGGGCGACGUACCCCGGCUUGUCUAAGCCGGCCCGAAGGAUGUGCGCAGUACGGACCGCUGCUGAAUCCCGGUGAACGCACGGCGUCUCAUGUCACAAACGGCGGAAGGAUGGCUCAUGGGAAAGUGACCAUCACGGUGGAUGAGUACAGCUCCAACCCGACACAGGCCUUUACGCAUUACAACAUCAACCAGAGCCGCUUCCAACCUCCACACGUCCACAUGGUGGACCCGAUCCCCUACGACACUCCCAAGCCAGCCGGCCACACCAGAUUCGUGUGCGUAUCGGACACGCACUCGCGUACAGACGGCAUCCAGAUGCCCUACGGGGAUGUGCUGCUCCACAUGGGGGACUUCACUGAGCUGGGCCUGCCCUCCGAGGUUAAGAAGUUCAACGACUGGCUAGGUGGCCUGCCUUAUGAAUUCAAGGUGGUGAUCGCCGGGAACCACGAGCUGACCUUCGACAAGGACUUUAUGGCCGAGCUGGUCAAGCAGGAUUACUACCGCUUCCCCUCGGUCUCCAAACUCAAACCGGAGGACUUUGAUAACGUCCAGUCGCUCCUCACAAACUGUGUCUACCUGCAAGACUCGGAUGUCACCAUAAAGGGAUUCCGGAUAUACGGCACGCCAUGGACCCCGUGGUUUAACGGCUGGGGCUUCAACCUGCCCCGGGGCCAGUCUCUGCUGGACAAAUGGAACUUGGUCCCGGAGGGCGUGGACAUCCUGAUGACCCACGGUCCUCCGCUGGGUUUCAGAGACUGGGUCCCUAAAGAGCUGCAGAGGGUCGGCUGUGUGGAGCUGCUGAACACGGUGCAGAAGAGGGUGCGACCCAAACUCCAUGCAUUUGGAGGAAUACAUGAAGGCUACGGCAUCAUGACGGACGGUUACACCACCUUUGUCAACGCCUCCACCUGCACCGUCAGCUUCCAGCCCACCAACCCCCCCAUCGUGUUCGACCUGCCCAACCCCUCCAGCUCCUGAGACCAGAGGACGUGGAGGCGAGGGACGAAUAUUUGGGACGAACUUCAUUUUUUUGUCUACAAAAGUGUCCAUGGAGGGGGAGAAAAAAAACUGGAUAAAAAAAGACAGAAUAUUUUUUUUUUUUGUUGAGUUUUUUUGGGGUCUCUCCAAUGUGUUGAGAACAUUUGGAGACGUGGACUCGGGGGGACGCACACACGUCAGCACUAAAGGAGAAUAUCGGUUUGUUUUUCUUGGUUUCCUUUUGCUGCACACAAUCAUGUUUUUUUAUUUCAACUUUACCUAAAAUAAAUGUUUCAUCUCAGAA
Nerophis ophidion (straightnose pipefish) is the source of this 1768-nucleotide messenger RNA. It is a transcript of the gene mpped2a, whose product is annotated as metallophosphoesterase domain containing 2a. Bases 385 to 1464 code for a protein of 359 amino acids. The transcript has 8 exons. Gene Ontology annotation, molecular function: hydrolase activity. The record is from RefSeq and is a predicted model, not a curated record. Lineage: Eukaryota; Metazoa; Chordata; Actinopteri; Syngnathiformes; Syngnathidae.